Messenger RNA from Cucumis melo (muskmelon), 405 nucleotides. Its product is annotated as pectinesterase inhibitor-like. Bases 1 to 405 code for a protein of 134 amino acids. Lineage: Eukaryota; Viridiplantae; Streptophyta; Magnoliopsida; Cucurbitales; Cucurbitaceae. Gene Ontology annotation, biological process: negative regulation of catalytic activity. Gene Ontology annotation, molecular function: pectinesterase inhibitor activity. The record is from RefSeq and is a predicted model, not a curated record. The transcript has 2 exons.
AUGGCCAAUAACACGUCUCAUUAUUGUCUCUCUCAUUGGAGCCCUACAGAUUUAAAAGGCUUGGCUGUAUACACCUUAAACCUUGCCCAUACAAAUGCUCGCAAAUCUUUGACCCUAGCCAACUCACUAGCAAAAACCACCCCCAAUCCUCAACUUAAGCAACGAUAUUCGUCUUGUGCUGAGAGCUAUGAUGAAGUUGUUGGUAAUAUUGAAAAUGCCCAAAAGGACUUGACACUUGGUGACUUUAACGUUGUCAAUAUUGUAACUUCUACUGCCAUGACAGACAUUGACGACUGUCAAGAUAAGUUCGUGCAACCACCAAAGGAUACGUCGUUGCUUUUGAAGAAUGCCAAGACUCUAAAUGAUAUAUGCAACAUUAUUUUGGUUAUAUCCAAUCUUCUUUGA